Molecule: messenger RNA, 526 nt
Organism: Cuscuta epithymum
Lineage: Eukaryota; Viridiplantae; Streptophyta; Magnoliopsida; Solanales; Convolvulaceae
Source: the annotation of a GenBank genome assembly
GUUUACGUGUGAGCUUCACCUACCGUUCAAAUCUCCCCAUAAUAGCAUGGUUGUGGUUGCAAUUAUGUUUCGGUUUGGCCAAUCUGACCCCAUUAUUGCAGAGCUAGAACAAGAAUUGAGUCGGCUCUCAAAAAGGUCACCGUCCCAACAUCCACCUGAAGUUGCACUGGGAAACAAUAAUAUUCGUCAUAUUCAAAAUCUUUUAAGAGAAUUUACUAAUGUCGAUAGAUAUUACACAUACGAAGGCUCUUUAACCACUCCCCCUUGCACAGAAGAUGUUACUUGGAUUGUCAUAGAAAAGUUUCGCACAAUUUCAUUGGAUCAAGUCGAAACUUUGCAACGUCCAUUGGACAAUGGAAACACGAAGAAUGCAAGGCCAAUGCAACCCCUGAAUGGACGAAAAAUAGAGACAUACCAAUCUCAUAGCAUUUCACCAUCUCCAAUAUAAUGUAAUGAUUUUCUCCACACAAUUAAUUUGUUGUAUAGUAGCACGAUCGAGAGAAAUAAAUACAAAAAUGAUCACUUU